AUGAAGAUCAAAUCACCCUUCGGUCAAGGUCGCUGGGGCAACUUCAAGCACGCCUUCACCUCCAAGCAGGCGUUCAUCGAGUACGCAGAGGCUCCCAAGCCUGACGGAGAGAAGUCCAACAGGUGGACCAACAUCGAUCUCGCGCAAUCACCACCGCACGACCGUAUCUGGGGCAAAUAUGUCUACCUCGCCUUCUGGAUUGCCCACGCCGCUGGUGUCGGGAACUGGACGGCCGGUUCUGCCAUCAUCUCCCUCGGUCUCUACCCUCUUGACGCGUGGCUCGCCCUCGCCGCUUCGCACAUCAUGAUUACCAUUAUGAUUGUCCUCAACGGUCGCGGUCCUGCUCGAUACCACAUCGGUUUCCCCAUCAUGGCCAGGUCCGUUUACGGAAUGUGGGGAAGCUACUUUGCUGUCGGUAUGCGCGCCGUUGUCUGCAUCAUCUGGAACGGUGUCAACAGUUACUAUGGCGGACGUCUUGUCUCGGUCGCUCUUCGCUGCAUCUGGCCUCAGUGGGGUCGUCUGCCGAACGGUCUCCCCGCUUCCGCCGACAUCACCUCCCAGCAACUUGCAGGAUUCUUCAUCUUCAUGUUCUUCUUCCUUAUCCUGUCGUUCUUCCACUCGCGCGACCUCAAGUACCUGUACUACUUCAAGUCUAUCUUCUGCGCCAUCACCAUGCACGCGGUGCUCAUAUGGUGGAUGAUCAACAACAAGGGCGUCUCGUUCACCUCGCUUGCUGGCUCCAAACCCCUCGACAAGCAAAGUCACAUCUGGCUCGUUCUCCAGGCCUUCAACGCGGGUGUCGGUACGGCCUCGAGUCUGUCGGUCAACCAAGGCGAUAUGGCUAGAUACGCCACCAAGCCAAACGACCAGCUCUGGACCACCCUCAUUGGCUACCCUAUCGCCUCCGCUCUACCCUGUCUGUACGGUAUCCUGGUCGCCUCGGCUGCCAAGGAGCUCACCGGUACCGCGAUCUGGAACAUGUGGGACACCCUCGACUACAUGCUGGACGCACACGCCGACAACGCUGGACACCGAUUCUUCGUCUUCCUCUGUGCCAUCUCGAUGGCCCUUGCCUACCUCGCCAUCAACAUCGCCAGCAACUGCUUGCCGUUCGGCUCGGACCUCUCGGCCCUCUUCCCCCGGUGGAUGACCAUCCGUCGCGGUCAGGUCCUCUGCACCAUCCUCGGCGUCUGCAUCGUCCCCUGGAAGCUCGUCAACUCGGCCAAGGCCUUCAUCAGCUUUGUCUCUGGCUACGGAUACUUCCUUGCCCCCAUCGCGGGCUGCCUGGCGGUCGACUACUUUUACCAGAAGAAGGGUAACCUCGUCCUCAAGGAUCUAUGGCGCGGGGAGCCGGACGGCCGAUACUACUACUGGCGCGGCUGGAACAUGCGUGCCGUCGCCGUCACCGUUCUCUCCCUCCUCCCCUGUCUCCCGUCCUUCGCGGCCACGCUCGACCCCAACCGCCUCGGCAUGUCUCUCGAGGCCCAGCGCCUCUUCUACAUCUCCUUCACCCUCACCUACUUCCUCUCGGCCACCAUGUACGCCCUCUCCUACGUCGUCUUCCCCGAGAAGAACCUUCACGUCAAGGAGCGCACUCUCAAGUGGGAGCAGUACGCCAACGAGCUCGACGCGGACGAGGCGAACGCGGCGGCCAACUUUGAGGCCGAGGCGGGCAAGUUGCCGGAUGAGUUUGAGACCAAGUAUGAGAUGCCCGUCGAGGCGCGGGUGGUGGAGCUCCCGGGCAGGUAG
Messenger RNA from Dioszegia hungarica, 1749 nucleotides. RefSeq names its product permease for cytosine/purines, uracil, thiamine, allantoin-domain-containing protein. Gene Ontology annotation, cellular component: plasma membrane. Gene Ontology annotation, biological process: nucleobase transport; transmembrane transport. Lineage: Eukaryota; Fungi; Basidiomycota; Tremellomycetes; Tremellales; Bulleribasidiaceae. The transcript is spliced from 8 exons. The record is from RefSeq and is a predicted model, not a curated record. Gene Ontology annotation, molecular function: nucleobase transmembrane transporter activity. The coding region runs from base 1 to 1749 and encodes 582 amino acids.